AGCAAAGUAGCCAUCCAUGAACUCAAUACACAAGAUUAACCAAAUCAACCAAAAGGAAUUAGCCACAAACACGUCAUACAAGUCCUCAUGGCAUUAUGACUACCGUGAUACAAAUUAUAUAUAUAUAGGCAACAUCCCCUCCUCCCUCACCGCGCAAGACAUAGUCAUUAUAUUUAGUCAAUACGGCAUACCGACGCAUUUGAACCUUGUCAAGGAUAAAACCACCGGUGAGCAUCGAGGAUUUGCGUUUUUGAAAUAUGCACAUUUCAAAAGCUGCAUUUUGGCCAUUGAUAAUUUCAAUGGGAUAAAAGUUGGGGAUAGGAAUUUGCGGGUCGAUCAUAAUUAUUACAAGUUGAAAGGUGGCGAACUUGAACUGGACUAUUUAGUCGAUUAUAGUGAAAUACAAGGAGUUAAACAGCAGUUGGAGAACAAAGAUACAAAGUUGAUUGAGAACAAAGAGGCUGACGAACUUAAAGACCCUAUGGAGAAGUACAUAGACGACGAUCUUCGAGAUCCGAUCGAGAAUUAUAAAGAGGCAGGAAAUGACGAUGAUGAACUUAAAGAUCCAAUGGAAGCUUACUUGAAAAGGUCUGACAAGCAUGAUAAACACGGCAGACACCGAAACAGACAUAGAAGUGGUCACAAAGAUCGAGAAAGAAGUCCGAAACGAUAAUGUAUAUUCUAUAUAUCUUUCUUUAUAUUAUGAUCAAAGUAGUAAUUAAUAAACCUCUGCUUCGAAUCCAAAUUCAAUUCUUGGUUAAUCAAAGUCAAAGCAUUCAAUUCAAAUGAAUUCUUGAUUUGGUUCAAGUCAAAUUUAUCAAACUUGUAAAUCUUGAUCUUGAUCAGACAUUUACUCAAGUUUGUCAACAAUUGGAACAAGUAUUGGAACUUACCAAGAUAUGGAAUUGGCAAUGUAAAGUAGCUUGGACUAAGCUUCAACACUAGCGACUUGACAUUGAACCCGUCAAAAUUGUACUUGUUGUCCAAUUUAAUGAAAGGCAACAACGACUUGUUAUUUGAAGGUGUUCCUUCCAACAACAACACAACAAUUUUAUUCUUCAACUUGCUCAAAUCAUCAACUGGUUUACUCUCCUCAUAACUAAAACAAUGGUUGAAAACUUCCAAUGCAGAAUACUGAUACAAGGUUCCUUGUUUGUUUGGAAUUAAAAACACGGUAUUGGAACUGUUUGCCAAUACAGACACAAUAAAUCCGUCUAAUGGACUAAUAUAAUUAGUCACUAAAACAUCACCUGCUUUUGGUUUAUAUUGUUCCAACUUUUCGGUCUGUGACUUCUUGACCCCAUCUACGGUAAAGGUCGUGGUCAAUCCGAAUAGCAAUUGGAUGACAAACUUGGCAAAUCCGAUCCAUCUAGUUAAUGUAUAUAACAAAUAUGCAAGCACAAAGAACGGAAAUUUGACAAUAAAGAUUGGUGUUUUCAAAGUAUAUGAUCCAAGUCUCUUAACAGCCAGUGGUUCCUGUACAAGAGGAAACUUGGUUGGCAUGAAUGGUGAUAUACCAGUUGCCUUGUCUCUCCAUGCAGAAAACUUUUCCAUGGUACCUGUGUGUGUCCGUUUGCUUG
Messenger RNA from Spathaspora passalidarum NRRL Y-27907, 1580 nucleotides. Its product is annotated as U2 snRNP complex subunit. The transcript has a single exon. The coding region runs from base 17 to 673 and encodes 218 amino acids. Gene Ontology annotation, biological process: mRNA splicing, via spliceosome. Lineage: Eukaryota; Fungi; Ascomycota; Pichiomycetes; Serinales; Debaryomycetaceae. Gene Ontology annotation, molecular function: RNA binding. The record is from RefSeq and is a predicted model, not a curated record. Gene Ontology annotation, cellular component: precatalytic spliceosome; U2 snRNP; catalytic step 2 spliceosome.